Messenger RNA from Parasteatoda tepidariorum (common house spider), 610 nucleotides. NCBI's taxonomy places the organism in Eukaryota, Metazoa, Arthropoda, Arachnida, Araneae, Theridiidae. The record is from RefSeq and is a predicted model, not a curated record.
CACUGCCUUAAGGAUUGGCAUGGUAUCUUCUUUUCCGCAUGAUCCUAUGAAAUUAGUUUAACCGGGGAUGAUGAGAAAACUUCUAUACUCGUGGAAAGGAAAAGGAUCAUCGCACCUUGUAAAGGUUCGGGCAAGGGACAGGAUCAGAUUCGAUAUGUUAACAUUUGCCAAGUCUUUGUGGCCGUCUGAUUUCGCUCGUGAGCCAAGGUCUUUAAAUGAGCUAGAUUAUUGGAAGGCUACUGAGCUCAGACAAUUUCUUCUUUAUCUUGGUCCAUAUAAUCUUCCAAUCGAAUAUUAUUCUCAUUCCAUGCUUCUUUUUAUCGCUAUCAAUAUAAUGAGAGCUGCCAAAUACAUGCAUCUGAUGGAUGUUGCAAAAAAGUGUUUACCAGACUUAGUGUGUGAUAGUAAAAAGUUAUAUGGCAAGGAAUUUGUAAUCUAUUAUACUCAUUCUUUAUUACAUUUACCAGCUGAUGCAGAGAGAUUGGGUCCCUUGCCUUCUUUUAGUGCAUUUCCAUUUGAAAACUUCUCGAGUAGCCUGAAGAAUAUACUGAUGAAGCCGAAUUCACCAUUACAACAGGUUGUACAAAGGUUGGCCGAAAAAAAUCUUUGA